Messenger RNA from Closterium sp. Naga37s-1, 6648 nucleotides. NCBI's taxonomy places the organism in Eukaryota, Viridiplantae, Streptophyta, Zygnematophyceae, Desmidiales, Closteriaceae. The record is from the annotation of a GenBank genome assembly.
AUGGCGGCGUCGGAUGGCUUGUACCAAGAGCAGGCGGGCGACAGCAAUGGCACGCAACUCCCCGAAGCUGCCUGCGGCUGUCUGCCCAGGGGCGCCGACCGUGGCGCCGGGUAUGCGCGCAUGGACGCGCGGAGCCUCGCGUCGGCCGAUGGAGCGCAUUCGCCGUGUGUUGGCACAGCGCAGCACGGCAGCGUGGCCAGCGGGCUGCACCAAUGCGACGCGGGGCUGAGGGAUGGCGAGCGCAGCGCGUCAUGUAACGGGAUAAGCAGCGCGCGUCAGGCAGGGUCGGAGGGAAAUGAUGUGCGAAACGGGUCGUGGCGGAAGCGCAUUGCGCGCAUGGUGCACGGAAGCAGUGAGCAGAACGGCGUCGCAGCAGAUAGUAAGGGUGGCACGGACGUAAGCGCGGGUGACGACCAACGCACGUGGGGGUCGGAGGAGAGGUCGUGGGAUGUGGAGGCAGGUCGGGGUGCGGGCAGCGGUGACGGAGCGAGCGCCGAGGCACAGCCGCGCAGCAGCGCCUUUCCUUACGACUGGUUCGUUGCAAAGCGGCCUCACAACCGCCAGCCGCUGCAGCCCGACGAGCGAACCUGGCGAGGGAUCAAUGCACGCCCCGCCACGCCUGCGUCCUCCGCGUCGUCCGCGUCCGCCAGUUCCCCCGCCUGGCCCUCCGCCCGCCCGUCCGCGACCCCCGCGUCGCCGCCGUGCCAGCAGCCGGACGAGAUGAUUACGUCAGCGUCGUACGAGGUAGUGGCGGAUGAUAUGGAGGAGGAGGAGGAGGAGGAGGAGGAGGAGGAGGAGGAGGAGGAGGAGGAGGAGGAGGAGGAGGAGGAGGAGGAGGAGGAGGAGGAGGAGGAGGAGGAGGAGGAGCGCAUGAGCGACGCGGGGUGCACGGACGACGGACUCGACGCUACCACCGACUGCCACGACCAACUCUGGUGCUGCUGGCCCCUCCUCCCCGCCUCCCCCACUCGCCCCGCUCCCCUUCCCCCCGCCGACUCGCGCGCCUCCGACUCAUCCGCGGGGAACACGGAGGGCGAGGAUGCGAAGCGGAGCACGCGGGGAGCGGGCGAGGCGGGGAAGGGAGAGGCGAGGCGCGGGGCGGUGGCGUGGGCGCGCAGCGUGGACUGGGGGUCGCGGCGCUGCCAGCUGUCCAUCUUCGCCGCCGUGAUGCUGGCGGGGCUGGCGGCGGCCGCCGUAGUGUUCUGGGCGACGUUCAGGAGCUACCAGCACAGCAGCAUGGUGCCCCGCCCGCGCGCCCUCGCAACACCUAUUGCCGCCUGCACUAGACGACGUGCUGACGACGUUGUGCGACACGUGGGCGGCGCUGCUCAACGAGCGACUGCAAGACUCUGCCAAACAGGCCCGCGUGCUGUCAGCGCUGCUCUCCAUCCUCUACUUCCGCUCCACCCCACCCGUGCUCAACCAGGUGCGCCUCUCCUCGCCGCCCCCUCCCCCUCUCCCUCAUAUGCCCAUGCUGCCCUGCCUUCACUUGGCCGCUCUCCGCUCCUCCCCAUUGCCUGCACCUCUCUCUCCCCAAGCCCACUCAUGCAUUUUCUCUACCCCCCCACACCGCCACCCCCCCCCUGGGCAUGGCGGGCAUGGCAGAGCAUGUUUGCGGACAUCAUGAGCGAGUCACAGCUGUCCGUGCAUCUCUUCCACAACGUCGCCUUCGCCCUGCGUGUCUCGCCCGCCCUGCGCCCCGCCUGGGAGGCCCUCAACAACGCCACGGCACCCUGCAUCAUGGACGAGGGCAGGGGGUGCACGGAGGAGCGCAUGGAGUAUGCGCCCAUAGUGUUUGAGGAGCUCGCCCAUGCGCCACACCGCGGCCUCGACCUCUACCAAUUGGACCAGCUGAACGCCACGGUGUGGCGGGCGCGGCAGCAGCUACGAGCAGUGGUGUCGCCCAUCCUGGCCGCCAUGCACGCGCCCACCGCCGUGCACUUCUCCCCCGCCGCCUCCUCCGACGCACACGUGUUCAAAGUGCUGCCUGUGUUCCGCUCCGCGCGCGCCUACCCGCCUGCUGUUCCCGCUGGGCAUGACGGCGACGAGGGCGUGGCGAGUGAGGGGCUGGGCGCGGGUGUGGGGGAGGGCGAGCUGGGGGGAUUCAUGGUGGCGGAGAUGGACGUGGAUGGGCUGUGGAAGGACAUCAGCAAGGCGACAUCACCAGCGGCGGACAUGGUGUUGCAGAUAGUGGACGUGACGGAUGGCAGUGCACCGCAGCUGGUGCUAGACGCCUCGCGCCACGUGUACAACCCCGCAGACCGGGUGGCAGAGGGGCCCUUUGCUCGUGUCAACAGCAUUGACUUCGGCGACCAGUUCCGGCAGUACGAGCUCCGAUGCAGGUACGCGAGUGUGCCAGUGCCGGUGCUGCCGGUGGUGUGGAUGGUGCUGGUGGUGGUGGUGGUGGCGGGGGCGGCGUACCUGCUGUGUGUGGCGCAGAGGCAUCUGAGUGUGGCGAGGCGCAACCUGAGGCGCAUGGGGCUGCUCAAGGACCGCAUGAAGCGCGCCAAGGUGCUGGCGGAGAUGGGCAACCGCGCCAAGGGCACCUUCCUCGCCACCAUGAGUCACGAGCUGCGCACUCCCCUCAAUGGCGUCAUCGGUGCGUGCCGCUGCAUGCAGCCCCCACACUCCACUCGCCUCGCUCCGGCCCCUCUGCUCUCUGCACCUCUCCUUUGCCCGCGAUUUUCGGUUCCUUGUGCACCGCUCGUUAGCAGAAUCAAGCAGCACGUGCCAACCACGUCACAUGCGCCCACGCCUAAACAUGUUCCCCUCCCCCCUCUCUUGAGCGCGCUGCACGUGGUGCGUGCAUGGGUGGCAGGCAUGAUGAAUCUGUUGCUGGAGACGCCAUUGAGUGCGGUGCAGCUGGACUACGUGGACACGGCGCGCACGAGUGGCAGGGCGCUCGUGGACCUCAUCAACGACAUCCUGGACCUCUCCAAGAUCGAGGUCACCCACCUCUACAUGCCAUGCCAUGCCAUGCCAUGCCAUGCCAUGCACGGCUUGCCGUCCCCCACCAUCCAGUUUUUCUCUGCCUCUCCCACUUGCUCGCUCCCUUCCUCUCACUACUUGUUUCCAUUUCUCCCCCCCCCCUCUCCCCCCUCCCACGCCUCUUUCCCUUGUGCUGCGGUCCGCCUCUGCCUGCCUGCGCGCGCUGUGCUGUGGGCGACGGGCAUGCAGGCGAAGCGCAUGGUGUUGGAGAGUGCGGCGAUGGACGUGCGCAGCGACGUGGUGGACGACGUGCUGAGCAUGUUCGUGGACCGCAUCCGCGCCAACCCCCACGUCGAGGUCGCUGCCUACGUUGAUCCCGCCGUGCCCUCCCUCAUCUUUGGAGACUCACUGCGCCUGCGCCAGGUGCUGAUGAAUCUGCUGUCCAACAGCUGCAAGUACACGGCGCGAGGCCACAUCUUCAUCUGUGUGCGUGCCGUGCGCUCAGACGAGGACCUGCGCCGCGUGCUGCUGCUGCACUCGCGCACCACCACCACCGCCCACGCCCUGCCACACCGCGGUGGCACAGGCCCAGGCCCCCAUGACUCGUCGGCGUGGCGUGUGGUGUCGCCGUCCGCCCUCAUGCGCCCCGCGCUCUCAGGCCCCGGUGCCGGCCCCGGCCGCCUGCAGCGCGCUUACCUGGGGUCAGGGACGCUGGGGGGCGAUAGGGUGCUGCGCGAGGGCGGAGAGGGGGAGGAGGGCGUGGAGGGCGGUGGCUGGUCCAGCAGCAGGGAUGAUGACAGUGCUUCCAUGUGCGGGGAGGAGGGCAGGGGUAGUAUGGAGAGGGAAAAGGAGAGGGAGAGAGAGAGGAGGUGUUAUGAGACACUGAGUGGGUAUGAGGCGGUGGAGAGCUGCAACAGCUGGGCGCAUGUGCGCAUGCAGCAGCAAGCCAUGGCGUCUGGUGGUGCAUUGGAGCAGGGAGCGAGUAGAGGGGGUGCGGGAGGGCAGGGGGUGGCAGCAUCAUCAGGGAUGGUGCGACUGGUGGUGUCUGUGGAGGACACGGGCGAGGGCAUCCCGUUGAGUGCGCAGAAGAGCAUUUUCAAGCGCUUUGUGCAGGCGGACGCCAGCAGCACGCGCACGCAUGGUGGCACGGGCAUCGGGCUGACCAUCUCACGGCACCUGGUGCACCUCAUGGGCGGCAAGCUCAGCUUCGUGAGCCGCCCUGGCAUCGGCACCACCUUCUACUUUGACUUCACCGUGCCCUUCCACGCCCCCAAACCACCCGCUGCUGCUGCUGCUCCUCGUAGUGCCGGGGCAGCAGUGGGUGGCAGGGCAGGGCGAGGGGUAUCUAGUAUCAACUCGAGCGACUGUGUGUUCACAGCUCCUCCUCUCUCCCCGCCCACACUGCAACACCAGGACGAGCUAUACCAGGGUGCGGCCGCUGCCUCACUAGGCAUCAGCUGCUCCCCCUCGCCCUCCCUCUGCCCUCCGCCCCUCCACCUCAUGCCUCCACCAACACCACCCUCCGUGCGUUCCCCGCUGCCCGUGCACGAGGCACCUCCCUCCACACAGGGUGCGGCAGAAGCAGCAGCACUAUCUCCAGAAGCAGCAGCAGCAGCAGCGGUGGCGGUGGCAGGGCAGCAUGUGUGUUGGUGCCCGGCAGCGCUGUCAGGCCCGUAUGCAGGUGUGGCGGCGGUGGUGCUGGACGACUGGGCGGUGCGCCGUGCUGUCAUGCACACGUACCUCGCUCGCCUGGGAGUCACUGUCCUGCAUGCUGAUGCGCAUGCACAUGGCCAUGCCUGCAUGUGCCAUGCAGGGCACCAGGCAGCAGGGCACCAGGCAGCAGGGCACGGAGUGGAGGGGGGCCCUCAUGGCAGUGCGCGUACCGCUGCUGGCCUGCAGGGAGACGCGUCAGCAGAGAAUGGAAGGGACAUGGCUGUAGGCGCCCUUGGCAGCGCGAGUGCUGGUAUGGAAGGUGUGAGUGCGGGUGGUGCAGGUGGCAGUGCAGGGUCGUGGGAGGCGGUGUGGGCAGCGCGGGGCAUGGUGGUGGUGGUGGAGCAUGAGUGGCUGGCGGACAGGGGCGGGUUGGCCAGGGGGUGGCGUCACCGCGUGGAGGCAGCAGCGGGGUGGGUGGUGCAGCAGUACCGCCGCUCCCACCACCAUGCGCUCACUGCUGCCACACCACACACUGGGGGUGCUGCCAACAGCAGCAUGGCAGGAGCGGCCGAGCAAGGGCGGUGGUUUGGGUUGCCGGAGAGGUGGCGGGCGAUUGUGGUGUUGCGUGAUGCGAGGCAGGCAGGCGGGCUGAAGCAGCGCCAUGGCGUGGCAGCCGUGCUCAUCAAGCCCAUCCGCCACGCCGCCCUCGCUGGCUGCCUGGGGGAGGCCCUGGGGAUGGACGCCGCCCCUGCUGCCCAUACCCCGGCCGCCCAACCUGCCCCCGCCCUGCACAUGCCUGCAUCCGUGCUUCUCCCACACUCUCCUGCUGCGCGUGCUGGGCUGGACGGAGGGGGGCGGGCAGGGGUGUGCGAUGAGAGUGAGGGCGGCGAGGAGGCCCCUCUUCUGCCGCUGAGUGCGUCCGUGGGUUCGUCACCGGCUGUGCCUGGGUGCUGCGUCCCACUGGCAGCACGCUCAGGCAUGCAGCACCGCAGCAGCAGCACCAGUGCUCUGGCAGCGCUGUGUGGGGCGGGCAGGGGCGCACACGGAGGAGAAGGGCUAGGGGCGGAGCAGGCACAUGUGAGGGAGGGCGGUGGUGGGGGCGAGGAGGCUAGUGCAAGGUCUGCACGUGAGGGGCGUGGGGGGAUGGCAGGGAAUGUGGUGGGUGAGCAUGUCCCAGCAGUGGCAGCAGAGGAUGCAGGAACCCAGUUGGCAGCAGGGGCCACAAGAGGAAAAAGAGACGUGGCUGGUGGCGGUGUGAUGAGCAGUGCAAGGCACAAGAGCGCUGCUGCUGCACGGCUGUGCCAUGCUCUGGAAGGCUCCAAGUUCCUCGUGGUCAGUGGUCGUGUGUUGCAUGCACGCAUGCUCAACAGCAUCAUGCUGCUCCCUGCACACCCCCCCUGCUGCUCCUCACGUAUUCUUGUGGAUGACAAUAUGGUGAACCGCAAGGUGAUCAGCAAGAUGCUGCAGCGCUACGGUGUGCAUGUGGAAGCCGUGGAGGGGGGCGCACAGGCGCUGCAGCGCCUGCAGCAGCCACAUGAAUUCGUGGGGGUCUUCAUGGACGUGCAGAUGCCGGGCAUGAACGGCUUCCAGGCCACCAGGGCCAUUCGCAACAUGGAGGCCGCUCAACCUGCUGCCUGCACUGCACCGCUGCCCACUGCUGCCACCGCACAGGAGAGCGUGCCUGCCACGCCAGUCGCACUAGCUGAUCCUCAUACGCAAGCACCACCGCCCCCUGGGGUGCCGUCGCCACUGCCAGCAGCAGCCACAGCACAGCGUGGCACUGUCGCUCCCCCCUCGCCGUCAUCCCCAUGCCCGCCUCCUGCAUCGCCCUGCACGCCCCCUGGUCACCCUGCACCGCGGCAGCGCCUGCUGGUGUUUGCCCUCACGGCGGACAUUGGUGGGGGCACGCGGGAGCGGUGUGCAGUGGUGGGCAUGGACGGGUACAUGACCAAGCCCAUCGAGGAGGAUCAACUCGCCUCUGUUGUGCUGCCCUUCUUCCACCCGCCUCCCACCGCCCCUCACACACACCCGCCUCUUCCUGCUGACCCCACUGCUUCCCCUCAUUGA